GCAUGAUCAGCUGAUUGCACGCUGAUUGAUUGUGGAGUUCGCCAACAGAACUUCUGAGAACAACAUAGCCCUAAAAAGUCAAAUUAUUGAUAAUUUCUUCGAGCUCGUCCAAUCUUCCAUUCGAUAAAGAUGUUCCGAGAUAUAGUUGCCCUUCUUCAUUUCUUUAUUCGUGUUACUUUUGCAUAUUUAAAGGCGUUUUAUCGCCUUUUUGUCAGUCCAUCCAAAGUUUCUGUCCGGGGGCGGGUCAUCGUGAUCACCGGUAGCGGAAGCGGUCUAGGCCGGGAGCUAGGCCUUCGCUUUGCUGCUGAAGGAGCCCGGCUCGCGCUAUGGGAUAUCAGCGAUUCGGGCAACAAGAAGACUGCCGAGUUGAUCCAAACUGAGUUACCAGAUGCGGAGCUUCAUCUGUACACAGUAGAUGUUACAAAUAAAGAGCUGGUUAAAACCUCUGCUCUAAGGGUACAGAGUGAAGUAGGAGAUGUGUACAUGCUUAUCAACAAUGCGGGAGUAUUGGUUGGCGAAUCAUUGCUAGAACUCAGAGAUGAUGACAUCAAACGUACCAUCGAGAUCAAUCUCCUCUCGGCAUUCUGGACACUACGGGCGUUUCUGCCUGGGAUGUUGGAGUCCAAUUCCGGUCACAUCGUCACUACCUGCUCGGCUGGUGGACAAAACGCCAUGCAUCGACUCACAGACUACUGCGCUUCUAAGUUUGGUAUUCUUGGUCUAGAUGAGGCGCUGGAGUCUGAGUUGAGGGAUGUGUACCUUAGGUCAGGGAUCAAGCAGACUCUCAUCCUACCCCACUUUCUGGACACCGGACUGAUCCACUCUGUCGAGGCAAGGUGAGGGACUAGUUUAGAAGGUCUAUUUUUAUUUGGUAAAAUGCAAUCAGGGGGGUGUUUCACAAAGAUCCUAAGUUGAACUUAUCUCUAAGUUGGACUUAA
Strongylocentrotus purpuratus (purple sea urchin) is the source of this 938-nucleotide messenger RNA. RefSeq names its product retinol dehydrogenase 10-B-like. NCBI's taxonomy places the organism in Eukaryota, Metazoa, Echinodermata, Echinoidea, Camarodonta, Strongylocentrotidae. Gene Ontology annotation, cellular component: lipid droplet. The transcript has 4 exons. The record is from RefSeq and is a predicted model, not a curated record. Bases 130 to 840 code for a protein of 236 amino acids. Gene Ontology annotation, molecular function: oxidoreductase activity, acting on the CH-OH group of donors, NAD or NADP as acceptor.